Daphnia pulex (common water flea) is the source of this 3319-nucleotide messenger RNA. Its product is annotated as probable inactive serine/threonine-protein kinase slob2. The coding region runs from base 967 to 3261 and encodes 764 amino acids. The transcript has 13 exons. Lineage: Eukaryota; Metazoa; Arthropoda; Branchiopoda; Diplostraca; Daphniidae. The record is from RefSeq and is a predicted model, not a curated record.
UUGCCAGUGAGUAUGCGACUACCAUAGCUCGCGUGGCUAACUGCAGAAAGGCAUAUAUAUUGGCGAAUAGUUGUCUGUUGUCCUUCCCUAAGUUCAGUACGCGUUUCAUGGGUCGCCACUGUUGUCGUCCUGCGAUCAGUUAUCAGAUCAUACCGCAGUUUGUCCAAAUCUAUUGUUAUAGCGAUAAUACUCGAUUGAUUUCCUCGGAUUUCCUGAUAUUCUGAACAUUGUUUAAACACCGCCGUGUGAGUAAUUCGCUUAUUAGAAUGGAGAUUUUUCCAGAGAUAUAAACAAUUGCAGUCCAUUUUCUUCCUUGUUCAUCAAGUGAUCACUCGAUUCUGUCAAUACAAAGUGCCAUUAGCCCUGUUUCCCUAUUACCCUUUUUCCGCAUUUCGUAUGUGAGGAAUUUAACUGUACUCAGCCUGCGUACUUUUCACAGUUCUAAACAGUAUAAAGUGAUGUGAUAGUUAAGGGUCUAGCAGUAGAAUCAGUGUGAACAAUUGAAUUAAGCUUACGUAACUAUUUAAAAAAGAAUUCAUCAGUUUAGCGAUGACACGUGGAAGGAAUAGCUUAAUUAUCCAUUACAACGCUUGCCAGUCCAUAAUUAAAACUUUCGCACUGUUUGCUUCUUGAACUAGAUUCGUUUUAAUUCCUUUGAAAACUGUUAAUUAGUUUGCCGUUUAAAUUCAUUGUUUAGUCGGUUCUUUACAAAUAGCCAGACAACGAAUCAUGUGUGCUGCUUUCUUCAAUCAAUUCUUACUUUUAAGGUAAUGAGUCACCCCGCAUAGUAGUGUCGCACUGUAACCAAGGCGACCGAUGGGCAUCGAUAUACACUGGCAGCUCGACGAUCGAACGAGAGCGUCAGAAUUAUUCCAGAGCCCACGCAAUAUUGUUAUAUAGAUAUAAAAAUAGACAAAGGUAGAAAAGAAAUACUAAAGGACGGUAGCUAACAAGAACUCCAUCACCAUGUUGAAGUUGAACCUUUACUCCAAAAACAAGAGCCUUCAGGAUGAUGUCAAGUCGGAAGUGACUGGCCAUGAUCGAUUCGGCCAUGUCGGAGUCCAUCGCUCAGCCAAAAGUUCCUCGAUGGCGAAUUCUUUUACUCCGUCUCCGAAAUGGCGGAUUCAAAAAGAAGCCUUACUUAGACAGCAACGCCAGGCUGAACGAUGGCGGCGAUCUUCUGGGUUAAGAGGCGACGGCUACGGGCCCAUCAACUCUCAACAACCGUCGUCGGCGAGAACCAUCAAAGAGGAGAAUGAAUACUCGAGCGAAUCGCAAAUAAAAGUUAACUCGAGAUCCUCCUUUUUUGGACUCAGUUGGGCACGACAACUUCUUCAGCAUUUGCUGGCUUGCCGCUCAGAAGGCUGUCCCAAUCAAACAGAGGAGUCGCCUGAAUAUCUGAUUCCAUGGUAUUCGUCCCGGACGAAAGAUUGCAGCAGCAACGGGUCGACGGGAGUCGGCAGUGUGCUGGACGGUGAAGAAAUGGUGGGCAUCCCGGGCGGGUCUAGCGGAAGCGGAGCGAUGAGCGGCGGUGCGGAAUGCAUUGAGCUCCUGGAACUGGAACGGAGGAUGCCGAGAGCCCGAGGAUCGGACAUUAGAGAACUGGCGACCAACAUCUGCCGUCAAUACAUUCGCUCCUCGUCGCGUUAUCACCUGCUCGAUCACUUGAAGGACAUUGGAUCGAGAAUCGACAAGCAGUGGUUCAUGAUUCGAGACUCUUCCCUGAAAACCGAGCGACUCUUGACUAUUGUCCCGCUGAGUGGGUCACCGGCUUACGGCUGCGAAGUGACAACGACCGAUGCGGACGCCACGCGCAACGCUCUCAUCGAUCUCUUCACGGCUCUCCAACACCCAUACAUCUAUCCAGUUUUAGACGUGGAUUUCGUCUACGGCGCCGUGGCGUCAUCGAAUUCACCUUUCUGUGAAGAGGCUAAACCUGUCCUUGUAACCGUCUUUCCUUUCAAUACCAAAGGAUCGCUCAAGGAUCUCAUCUACAGAAGCCGCUGGCAGGACGAUUGGGACCAAAAGUAUUGCCAACGCUCCGAGGGUCUACCUCUGCUUCAAGUCCAACGACUGGGACGCCAAAUCCUGGAGGCCCUUCUCUUUCUACAAGAAAGAGGUUUCCCACCGUUCGGCCACCUGCAUUCCGGCAACGUUAUCAUCCAAAACGGUGUCGCCAGGUUGACGGGCUUCGAGAACACCCUACUAGGAUUUUCGUCGCGGAUCCAUCCGAUGGUCAAGAGCAUCCUGCCCGCGACUCCGGCUGUCAGCAUCGACACCAUCUGUUUUGGGCACGUCCUAUUUGAAAUGUGCAGCGGAUACGAGUUAUACGCACCGAAACCGACGGCCAGACAUUUGGAGGAUUUACAUUCCUACCCUCAGGUUAUCGAAGUCCUGGAUUACAUUUUCAACAACCCCAGCGAGGAGUACCCAACGAUCGCGAGCCUAGCCAUUCUCGAGUUCUUCCGCAACAUCGAUCUCCGAGAAAUGAGAUGCUCGACGAUUUACUACAACGCCAAAUUAACCAGCGCUGCCUUGAGUCUUCUGGAUCAGGUGCAGCAAAAACGACGCAGGAAAGAGAAGCCCGCAUCGAAGCAGCUGAAACGCCAUCAAUAUCCUCCGUCGCCGUCGUCGAAAUUGGAUUUAAUUUCAUCGACAGCGGAAGCUUCCAGCAGCAGCAGGAGGCAGGCUCAAGUCCAUUCCGUGGGAAAUGAAAAUCCGCCGAAGGAAGUUCAACCGGACGAGGAAAACGAAAUCGAAUUAACAAAUUCACCGCAACAACACAAAAUGCCGCCGCUAUUGUUGAAUCGAAAAAGUCAUAACGAACAGAAAUUAGAAGUAAAUCAGAAAGAAGAGGCCAACACAAAUUCCAGGAGCGAUCUGCCCCGUUCGGAGAGCAUACGAUCCAACCUGACGUUGAACCUGGGCAACAGCUCCCAAAGUGGACAACAGCCGAAUAAGGUCCGCAGUCGGCCCACCAUCACUACCAGCCGGACGACGCCAUCGCUGUCGAUGAUAUCCUCUCUCAUUUCACUCGAAGCUUUCCGCGCAAAUAAGGAGAAGCGACAACAGUCAAGUGGCACCUUCAGCGCCAACGUCCAAGCACAAAAGAAUUUCUAUGAGAGCAAUGACUCGUUUCAAACGCCGCUCGAGUCACCUUGUGCCGAGCCCGAAAACUACUUCAACGGUGAAUCGGCAGAGCAGCAGCCUUUGUUGGUGCUAACUUCGCCAGACAAUGAGGCUUUGUCCAUCGAAGAUUGAGUCCAUUUGCCAAUAAUAGCUAGCUUAAUCUUUCACAAUGUUAACGAAUUUUUUUGAA